Molecule: messenger RNA, 2164 nt
Organism: Salarias fasciatus (jewelled blenny)
Lineage: Eukaryota; Metazoa; Chordata; Actinopteri; Blenniiformes; Blenniidae
Product: coiled-coil domain-containing protein 86-like
Exons: 4
Coding region: 62-979 (305 amino acids)
Cellular component (GO): nucleolus
Source: RefSeq, a predicted model, not a curated record
CAUGAGCACACGUGGGUCAAGAAGUUUACCUCUGUGAUGUGUCGGAGUUGGUUUUCUUAACAUGUCUAAAAGAACCAGAGCCGAGACACAGGAGCUCGUGGCUCCCGCUGCGGUACCGGAGGACGAGCUGGACCCUCCAGCGGAGACCAGGCGGACCCGCAGCGGCCGCAGGAUCCGGACUCCUGCCGCACUGCUCGGUUCUGAGAUCUCCGUGAGGACCCCCAGCAGGAGGACCAGGCGGUCCGUGGUGCAGGAGCAGCCUGAGCCAGAGGAGAAGGAGACCGGGGAGCAGGAGCCCGAGAAGCUGCCCGAAGAGACCCCCGAAGAGACCCCCGCAGAGACCCCCACACAGACCCCCGCAGAUCCGGAGCCGAGCGCCGACCCAGAGCUCGCAGCGCAGCCGCAGAUCGACGCUGCCCCGGCAGACACGGACGAGACUCCCGUCAGCGGCGGUGGAGACGGUGCUCAGCCCAGACCCGAUCCCGAUCCCGUAGAAACCGCACCCGCGAGUUCAGAGAGCGUCCCAAUGAAGAAGCCCUGCCCGGCUCCGACUGUCAAACAGACCCCGGCCGUUCCCCUGGGAAAGCCCAAGUCCGGGCGCGUGUGGAAGGACCGCAGCAAGCAGAGGUUCUCUGCCCUGGUGAGAGACAAACCACUGUGCACCUCUUGGGAGAAAAAGAUGCAGGCCAAGCGGGAGAAGGACCUGGUGAAACAGUACGCGCUGCAGCUUAAAGAGGAGAAAGCCAAACAGAAAGAGGACAAGAGGAAAAGAAGAGAAGACAACUUGAAACGUCGUGAAGAAAAUGAACGCAAGUCGGAGAUUGUGCAAGUGAUUCGCAACACAGCGAAGAUCAAGAGGAUGAAGAAGAAACAGCUGAGGAAAAUCGAGAAGAGAGACACGCUGGCUCUGCUGCAGAAGUCACAGAACCAGAACGUCAAAACCAAAGCACGAACAAAUAACAAGCGAGAUUCAACAUGAAGACAACCACACACACAUUCACGCCACACCUGUGCCUGUUUCUUGGACUGUGGUAGUUAAACAGAGGGACUACCAAAACCCUGCACACGCACACAGAAAAACACGCAAACUCCACAGAGAUUCCCAGACUGGAUUUUCUCCUUUUGAGACAAGUGAACUAACCGCGCCCCCAUGUGUCUCCACUGACCCAAUCAAUAAAAACAACAAUUUGAGGGUCUUUUUGGUCCUUUUUGUCAUUUUUUUAAUGUGUAUUUCUUAAUGCUUUAAAAUACUAAUCAAAUGGCACAUUUAUUUCACUAAAGAUGCAUUUGCAAUAAAUUUCCAAAAUGCCUGAAGGCUUUAAACCCUAAAAAAAGUAUUUCAUUUGUUAAAAAGAAAUACAUAGAGUACAUUUUUCAAUGACUCAGGCUCUCUGUAUAUUUCAUCAUUGUGUGCCCCUUGUCAAAUUCUUAUUUUGUUGCUCUGGGUUCCUUUGUGACCUCCUGGGUGAUUCGUCUCUGCUCUCAGGGUAAUUUUGGUCGACUGAUCACUCUUGGAAGAAGGUUCCAGGUUUUCUCCCUUUGUGGAUGAUGGCUCUCACAGAUGUUCACUGGAAUCCCAAAGCUUUAUAAAUGGCUUUGUAACCCUUUACAGACUGAAUUAUUUUUCAUCUGUUGUGGAAUUUCUAUGGAUUGCAUCGUUUUGUUGUAACAAUUUGAGAUCUUUUGGCCGACUUCGUUUUGUCAGACCGAUUCUAUUUAGAUGAUUUCUUGAUUUACAGCUCUGGAGGUAAUCAGGCUUGGGCGUGGUCAGUGAAACUGAACUCAGCUUUCCAAUAUAAAGUGAUUAGACUAGCUAAUUCAAGAUUUAACAAAGGGGAAAUUAGUUUUUCACAUAGGGCCAGGCAGGUUUGGAUCGCUUUUUUCCAAUAAACAAAUCAUUUAAAAACCGCAUUUUGUGUUCACUUUGGUUAUAUCUUUGUCCAACAUUUAAACUUGUUGAAUCACAGACCUGUGAGCAGGUUUGCAUAUGAAGGGUGCAUUCAGGAUCCUUACUGUGUUAUAUUCAAUAAAUGGAUUUCACUUAUAUGACAUUUUUUCUACACCAAUGGAGGCAGCUUCCAUUCAAGGUGCUCAGUCUAUCUACUGGGAGCAGUUUGGGGUUCAGCGUUUUACUCAAAUACACUUCGACAUUUGGGCAAGGAAU